UCGUCUCGUCUCGUGACUUUUCUUUCUUACUCAGUAGUAACCGCUAUCUAUCUCUCUACUAGUACUGUUUAGUGUUAGAUCUUUCUCUCUCUGUUCAGAUAUACAGAAUAAAACAAAACGCAGUGAAGAAGAAAACGUACACACGUCACACUCAGAUCUCUCCUUCUUUAAUACUACAACAACACUUUCACUUCCAUUAAUGGCUUCUUGACCAGUUUAUUGAGAAUCGAUUUUGAUUUCAAUUCAGUGACAUCUCUAGUAACGAUUGUUUGGACAAGUAAGUGGAUCAUAUGAAGUGUUCAUUUGGUUUGAUUGCUUCACCACCUAUCAUCCAUUCAGAUGUUCAAUUUUUCCAAGCUUCUUCUAAUAACCAAAUUUCCCUCAGAGUCACACAGGUGAGCAAGGUGAAACCAUAUCGUUUGAUCCAACAAAGUACCAUUUUGCAGUUCUGCAAGCUUAUUAGAGGUGGACUUAGGCUAUCAUGGCAGAAGGAGAGGAGCGAAUUGAACUUAAAUUCCGCAUAUAUGAUGGAACCGAUAUAGCACACGAUACUUAUCCAGCAUCUACUACAACUGUGGGUGCCCUUAAGCAAAAGCUAAUUACUGAGUGGCCUCAAGGCAAAACAGUUACACCAAAGUCAGUUAAUGAUAUAAAGCUUAUACAUGCCGGUAAAGUUUUGGGAAACAGCGAAACGCUUGCUGAGUCCAGAAUAACUAUCGGUGACAUCCCUGGUGCUAUUACCAUGCAUGUUGUAGUACAGCCUCCUGUAGCUAAAAAGAAGACAGAGAAGAAGGAGAACAGGCAAAAGACAAAUUCAUGUGCAUGCUCAUGCACUAUCCUAUAGAUUACAAGGCAUACCUUGUGGCUGCCCUUGAAGAUAAGGUUGCAAUUUUCCUAUUUUCAACUCUGGAGGAUGAUGGGUAGGCGUUGCGCUAUCCAAUAGUAUUGCAUAAAGACAUGUCUGGCUUUGUGAAAUCAUUGUUUGCUUGCUUCUAUUAAUGUCAAUAUUCGUUUCUAGUUUGUCUUCAGAGUGAAAUCAGAUAUCAACAUUGUAAUAUCUAACCUCAACAAGUUCAAUAAGGGUGUUGCAUGCCACAAACCGUGAGUUGCUAUAUAAUUCCAGCUCAUUCGGCCCCCAACAUUCGAUGGCAUAUUUGUUUGGAAGUGUAUAUUUUUAGGGGGGAAAAUCCCCCCUCUAUAUGUAUGAUUUUGCUGGUGGCAUUAAAUGUAUCACGUCAAUGUUUAAUGA
Molecule: messenger RNA, 1249 nt
Organism: Medicago truncatula (barrel medic)
Lineage: Eukaryota; Viridiplantae; Streptophyta; Magnoliopsida; Fabales; Fabaceae
Product: membrane-anchored ubiquitin-fold protein 3
Exons: 5
Coding region: 482-844 (120 amino acids)
Source: RefSeq, a predicted model, not a curated record